This is a messenger RNA of Antechinus flavipes (yellow-footed antechinus), 4057 nucleotides long. RefSeq names its product patatin like phospholipase domain containing 4 (gene PNPLA4). Gene Ontology annotation, biological process: triglyceride catabolic process; lipid homeostasis. Gene Ontology annotation, molecular function: triacylglycerol lipase activity; retinyl-palmitate esterase activity. The record is from RefSeq and is a predicted model, not a curated record. The transcript is spliced from 7 exons. NCBI's taxonomy places the organism in Eukaryota, Metazoa, Chordata, Mammalia, Dasyuromorphia, Dasyuridae. The coding region runs from base 633 to 1394 and encodes 253 amino acids. Gene Ontology annotation, cellular component: lipid droplet; cytoplasm; membrane.
CUAGGUCAAUUAUGCUUGCGGGUACUUUCUUUUUUCUUCCCCGCCCUCCCUUUUAUCCUUUUUGCUUUGCUUUUUAACCUCAACAUGGAGAUUUAAAAUAUCCUAACGCUGAGGAGUAUUAGUGGAGAGGCAAAUAUGUGAACACUUUAGAUGAUCUUGUUGGGAACAAAGAGCAUCAUCCCAUCUCCUGGGCUGCUUCUAUAAUUGCGACCUUGAGGAAUGUCUUGGAAGAGGCGGGGAGGAAUCAAUGAGCAUCUGAUCCCUGAAAAUUAGAGUCGUGACACAAAAAAGAUACUUGCGCUUCUUGCUUCCUCCCCUCCUCCCCGCUCCUGUCUAUUCUGGCUGGCACAAUGGGUGGGUAGAAGAGCCCUGCAGAAAUGCAAGAAGCCCUAAUUUCCAUAGGAUAAGAGGGAGUGAGAAGAGAAAAGGAGAGGAAGUAGUGCAGACAGAGAAAGUAAUGUGAUGAAGGGAUGGAAAAGAGCAGAAGACUCAAUUAAAAGUCCGAAUCCUUUCUGGAAUCACCAGUACCUGACACACACACACUAAGAUACAUAUAUACAAGCCGGCAGGUUUGUUUUACGUGUCUACAGACCAAGAGAUUAAAGGGAUAACAGAGAGCACUCCAAGCAAGAAUGAAGCACAUCAACCUAUCCUUUGCAGCUUGUGGAUUUCUGGGAAUAUACCACUUGGGGGCAGCAUCUGCACUUUGUAAACAUGGCAAACAAUUUUUAAAAGCUGUAAAGGCCUUUGCUGGAGCUUCUGCAGGAUCUUUGGUUGCAAGUGUUCUGUUAACUGCACCAGGAAAAAUAGAGGAAUGUAAUGAAUUCACAUACAAAUUUGCUGAAGAAAUUAGAAAGCAGUACUUGGGUGCCAUAACACCAGGUUAUGAUUUUAUGGCACGUCUAAGAGAAGGCAUGGAGACCAUUCUUCCUUCUAACGCUCAUGAGAUAGCAGAGAAUCGACUUCAUGUAUCUAUCACUAACACAAAAACCAGAGAAAAUUACUUAGUUUCACAUUUUUCCUCCAGGGAAGACCUCAUUAAGGUUCUAUUGGCUAGCAGUUUUGUACCAGUUUAUGCAGGCCUGAAAGCAGUGGAAUAUAAAGGAGAGAAAUGGGUUGACGGGGGGCUUACCAAUGGCCUUCCUAUUUUGCCUAUGGGGCGAACAGUGACUGUUUCACCUUUUAGUGGUCGAUUAGAUAUCUCUCCAGAAGACAAAGGCCAGCUGGAUUUAUAUAUUACUAUUGCCAAUCAAGAUAUUAUGUUGUCUAUGGCCAACCUGAUAAGACUAAAUCAAGCUCUUUUCCCACCAAGCCAAAGGAAAAUGGAAUCAUUGUAUCAAAAUGGAUUUGAUGAUGCUACCAAGUUUUUACUAAAAGAAAAUUGGUUUGAAUAAAUUGCUUAAAGUUUAUUAUGCAAAACAGAAUUUAAAGGACUUCUGAAAUAGAAUCUAAUUAAACCUGAAAAAUACCUAUCGUUCAGUUUUCUUUGUCAAUAGUAAAGACAGCAAAAUAUUUAAAAUUAGGACUUGUAAAUCAUUUAAAAAAAAGCACACUCAAAUGAUAAUCCUUUUUAAAGAAUACUAAUGUCUUAUAAAAAUGAAUACUAAUUAUAUUUUACUAAAGUUAUGGUUUGAAUCCCACUUCUUCCUAGAGUGUGAUACUAUGUAUGUCACUUAUUUUCUCUGGACUUCAGUUUCUUUGUAAAAUUUCCUUGUCUUAAAAAUCUCUAAAGUUCUUUCCAGCUUAAUAGCUUUGAUCCUGUGAUUCUAUAUUCUGGAAUAAACAAUAGGUUGUUUAAAAAAAACAAAAAAAAGAGGAGUAUUUUAGGUCUCUUGAGGAAAUUGUAGUAAGCACAAUGCUCGUUUUUGUCUUAUAGACUAUAUUGUGUCUGCAGUACAAUGUCUUCCUAUCCCCUUGUCCUCAUAAGUAUGGUAUUACUCAGCUCAAAGAAAUAUUUCAUAAUGAGCUGGUCCUAUUAAGAAGGAACCUCAGGUUCUCAUUACAGGAGUUGAGGCUUAUAAUCUCAAGAGAAGGUCUAUAAAUCAAGGCGAAAAAAAAAACAAUUAAAGUUUGGUUCAGUUUCUGAUGUAAUAUUGUGUUAGUUUGAGUAACUCAAUAGUAGGGAUCAGGUCAGGAGGGAAGGGGAAAUUAAUUGAAAUUCCACGGUGACUCUUGAACUGACUUAUUCUUUUUUCUCCACAAAUAUUCUUUCCAUUGUUUCUUAACUGAAAUUAUUUUUUUGACAGAAGAAAGUAUCUAAAUUACAUUGAAUUGUCCUGUCCUUCACAACCUCAGUAAUAGAACUUACAGGCUCAAAUAUUAAGAUUUAGGCAUGACUGCUACAAGAUUCAGGGAAGCAAAUAAAAUUUAUAGGUUGAAAAUAGCCAUUUAUAGUAAGUUUUACAACUGAUAAUAAUUACCAUUGGUUUAGAAGUUAUUUGAGCAUCAGAACAAAGCCAGACAAGUCCUAGAGCGAGUCCUUAAAAGAUAAUCUCAUCUUUUAUUGUUUUAAAUUCUGAAACAAUUCUGAAAGUUCCUAGAACAUCUUAGGCUCCAUAGUCAUGAACUUUUAGAUGUAAAGUAUCCUCUCAGCCUAUAGUUCUAAUGGUCUGUCUGCAAUUCUAAUGUUCAAUUAAAAAGGCAAAUGUGAGGUGUUUCCAUUCCCUAGGAGCUAUGAAUUGUUAUAGUACCUCCAAGAACAAUGAAUUAGAUAAUUCUUAAUUAGCCUAAUAAACAUGCAUCAAGUCUGAAAUGCCCAUUUAUAGGUUAUUCUAAAAACAUACAUUUUAUUUGAUCAAGUUGUUUUUUUUAUUUUACAUCAUGCAUUUUUGAGUGAUUAAAGCAUUUUAUUAAGCACUAUGUGCAAAAGCACCAUAUGCUAAGCAUUGGAGUUACAAAUGGAAAAGUAAGACAGUCUCUGCUUAUCCCAUUCUGAUGAAAAAGACAACAUAGAUAGAUGGUUUCAGCUGCAAGUCAAAUGGAAAGGUCCCAUGGUCCUUAGGAUGUGGUGGCAAAGCAAAGUAGGUGGUAAUGAUGAGGUUUGGUGCAAAGCAGAGAGUUGUAGAACCCCUUUUGGUUGUCACAGGUCCAACAUGAAAGAAUUCAUGAACCCCAAAAGUUAGACUGGCAAAAAGAAGUUUGUUGGCACAGAGAAGUCAGCUUUUGCUAGGAGGCUGAUUUCCUCAGUGGCAAGGUCCUGACAAUGAGGUGUAAAGGUCUAGAGAAAUCCUGGCAGAGAGAGAGAAAGAGAGGUUAACGCUGAGAAGAGAAUGUUUUUUGAGCAGGCAGGGGGUCCUCGCAGGCAACUAUGCCAAGAAAAGAGGGAGGUUCCUUGACAAGGCAUGGUCCUGCUUUUGGGCUUCUACAAAGAAAUGAGCCCCCAAAUUGCCCUUUAAAUAGGAAAUCUGAGACUAAAGUUUCAAUUGAAAGAGAUUACUUCAAUAUUGUCUUUGCCCCCAGGCCUAGAUUUCUGGUUGAAUGAGACCAAUACUGGGAGUGGUUCUGAGCCAAUCUUAAUGAAACCACUUAACUGCCCUGAAGGGCUGAUCCCUGUCAGGAGAGUUUCAGGGCCCACCCCAAAGGUCAAGAGAGACAGUUUCAAAGAGGACAGUUUCAGGGUUCCCCCAUGAGUAAUGCUUCUUUAAAAUAAUUUCUACUGACAAAAUCAUAGGUUUCUAGUGUUAAAUCAUUUGAUGAUGCCAGAUUUGGUAACAAAAACUUUUGCUUGAUUUGUAUUCAUUUAUUUGAACAGUUUUUUAAAUCUGGUUUUAUGAUGUUUUGUCAGGCAUGGACUCUUAAUUACAAGGAGACAGUGGGAAACAAACAACUGAAUUGCUUAUCCUUAAUUGUUAUGCAUUUAUUUUCAUAUCAUUUGAAAUUCCUGUUUAAAUCAAUUUUAUAGCUUUUAAAAUACUAAAAUAAUACAUUUGUAAGCUAGAAGUAGUAUGUCCAUCUUUCCGUUAAGCAUGCUAUGUAAAAUUGGUCCAGGUUUGCCUAUAUUUUGUAAUUGUUUUCCCUCUUUAAUUGUAAUUUAAUUAAAUCUUUAAAUAUUUGGAAA